AUGCCAACUCUACAAACACGCAAGGGUGAUGCUGCGCAUCUUACUACCCUCGUACAGCUCAUAUCGUCCGCUGUCACCACUGUUCUCAGCGAGUAUGAGGCUGUAGGCAAACCUGCGCCAUCCUUGGACUCGACGGAGCCCGGCCCAUUUGAUACCCCAGAAGAACAGAGUGAAGAACUAGUAAAAGCUGUCAGGAUCAUCGAGGCUGCCUGUGGUCAACUUGCCACCUCCGUUGCAAGUCCAGGCCAUGUCAUGUUCAACUUUAAAGAACCUGCUUGUUUGCAAGUAGUCACCCAAGCAAAAAUAGCGGAUCUCCUCCUUGACAAGCCGGAAGGCCUACAUGUCGACGACCUCGCAAGGCAAUCUGGAUUGGACUCCGGGAAACUAUGCCGAAUUCUUCGCUUAUUGGCGACAAGACAUUGUUUCCGAGAAGUACAACCCAAUGUGUUUGCAAACAACCGUCUCAGUAUCAAGCUGCUGGCUAAGGAUCCGAUAUGGAGCUACGUUGGUCAUUUAACGGAUGAAGGGAUGAAGUCCACUGCCUACCUUAACGAAGCCCUCACCGACCCCGUGUCGGGACCCUCAUACGCCGUUGAGGCAUCUCCAUUCUAUCGCAUGCAGGGAUGUACCGUCUUCGACCAUUACGCCAGCCCCGAAGGUCAAAAGAGAGCAGACCGCUUUGCGGGAGCAAUGAAAGGUUUAGGUGAAGUCAACGGCAAGCGCAUGCUUCGCAAAGUUUAUCCCUGGGGCGGUUUCCCUAACGGCACAGUCAUCUGUGACGUCGGUGGUAGCACUGGCCAUGUUACCAUGGAUCUUAUCCAAACAUUCCCGCAACUCAGGUUGGUUAUACAAGAUAUGCCGCACGUCGUCGAUCAAGCUAAGGAAUUCUGGGCACAAGAGGAUCCUUCCGCCGUGCAGAGCAACCGAGUGGCGUUUGCACCUUUAGACUUCUUCACUGAGGUUCCAGUCGCCGGUUGCGACUUCUACUACAUCCGUCAUAUUUUGCACGACUGGCCUGAUGCUGAAUGCGUAAAGAUCCUGUCAAAUGUCCGCCAAGCCAUGAAACCGACGAGUCGGGUCUUAAUCCAUGAGUUCGUUUUGCAGAAUGUCGCUAGAGUUCUCGCCUCCGAGAAUCCACAUGUCGACCAGGCACCUGAGCCACUCCUCCCGAACUACGGCAUGGGGCGAAUCCGGCCGUACCAGCAGGAUAUCAACAUGAUGAGUUUCUUGAACAGCAAGGAACGAACGGUGGACGAGUUCAUCUCCUUGGGUGUGCAAUCAGGUUUGAAAUUCGCCAAACUGUGGGAUGCCGGGGAGACUGGUCUAGUAGAGCUGGUCCUUGCCUAG
This is a messenger RNA of Pleurotus ostreatus (oyster mushroom), 1347 nucleotides long. RefSeq lists its product as uncharacterized. Lineage: Eukaryota; Fungi; Basidiomycota; Agaricomycetes; Agaricales; Pleurotaceae. The record is from RefSeq and is a predicted model, not a curated record. Gene Ontology annotation, molecular function: O-methyltransferase activity. The coding region runs from base 1 to 1347 and encodes 448 amino acids. The transcript has 13 exons.